AUGAACAACAAAAUACGUCCCUCACAUCUGAAUCUGCUCCAGAGUGAGCUGAAGAACCACCAACUGACCGUCAGGGAGUACUUGCCCGACUUCGUGGACAUGUGGAAGGUCUCCCUGAACCAGCAGUCGCAGCACACAAUCUUCAACUACAGCAACUUCACCUCCCAGCCGUACAUCAACUCGCAGAUGCGGUCUGUGAUCUUCGAGUUUGUGCUUCUGUGCCAUUCCCGACUGAGACUCAGCACGACAACUUUGUUCCAGACGCUGAACGUGAUCGACAACUUCACCUCAGUGUACCAGAUCAAGAACUACAACUACCAGUUGCUUGCGGUCACCGCGUUUUGGUCUUGUUCGAAGAUGUACGACGUCAAGAGAAGGAUCCCGCAAUUGCAGACUCUCGCGGAGCUGUGCUGCAACCAGUACAGCAAGAAGCAGUUUCUCACCAUGGAGCUGACCAUCUUGCAGAACGUCGGGUGGUGUAUCUCGAAAAUCCCCACUUUCGACACUUUCAUCGACUUGCAACUGUUGAAGCAGCAGCAGUCGGUCUACGGGCAACAACAGACGAACGUCAACGAUUCCAAACUACUCUGCAUCAUGAUCUGCGAGUUGGUCUGUUUUGCACCACACUUGCAUUUCCAAUACAGCCACGACGAUAUCGUCCAAUGCUGCGUCGAUAUAAUCACAAACGGCAACAACAACCUCGAGAAAAACACGACCACUGGGCCCACAACAACCCCGAGUGCCACUACACCCGCCACACCCACACAAACCCCGCUACACCACAAACUGGUGAACUACCUGGUCUCACUCAACAACGAGAAAUACCCAACCAGCUUCAAAUUGAAGUACCAGGAAAGGUACCACUCAGUGUACCGCAGCUUAACGAAACUGAUCAACCGUCUGACACACGAGGCGGCAAUGAACACUUUCAUCGCCCACGUUGUGGACACCCCAAAGCCGUUCCCUCACGCCAAACAGCAACAGCAGCACCACCAGGCCUACAAGCUACCACUGACACCCACUACGCCAAGCGAACUGAAACGGAAGCGGCUGAACCAAAUCUCCGAAGAAGACCAUCCGUCCCCAGUUCCAAAAAUGCGGAAAGAGUGA
Messenger RNA from Huiozyma naganishii CBS 8797, 1110 nucleotides. RefSeq names its product cyclin CLN3 (gene CLN3). NCBI's taxonomy places the organism in Eukaryota, Fungi, Ascomycota, Saccharomycetes, Saccharomycetales, Saccharomycetaceae. The transcript has a single exon. The record is from RefSeq and is a predicted model, not a curated record. Gene Ontology annotation, cellular component: centrosome; cyclin-dependent protein kinase holoenzyme complex; nucleus. Bases 1 to 1110 code for a protein of 369 amino acids. Gene Ontology annotation, biological process: regulation of cyclin-dependent protein serine/threonine kinase activity; mitotic cell cycle phase transition. Gene Ontology annotation, molecular function: cyclin-dependent protein serine/threonine kinase regulator activity.